CUUGGCUUUUCUUCACUAAAUGCAAAAGUGCAAAAGUGUUCAAAGGCUUUUUUUCACUAAGGUUGUUAGAGCGCAUUCCUACAUUGUUCAAAGGUCUUUGUUGCUGAACAUGAUGAAGAGAUUCACAAAACAAAAAACUUGGUGAAACCUGGCAAAACUCGAUUUGCUACUGCUUUCUUGACCUUACACCGUAUGCAUAUACAAAAGGCCAAUUUGAGAUGCUUGUUCAUUUCGGAUGAAUGGAACAGUAGUAAAUUUGCAAAUGAAGUCAUGGGGAAAGAAGUUGCACGCAUAAUGAUGUCUUAUACUUUUUGGAAUAAUGUUGUUCAUGCUCUUAAAAUUGGUGGGCCGUUGAUUAAAGUACUUCGUUUGGUGGAUGGAGAACAAAAACCACCCAUGGGCUACCUUUUUGAAGCUAUGGAUAGGGUUAAGGAGUUUAUACGAAAAUCAUUUAGUGACCCACAUAAGUAUGCAAAGGUCUUUGACAUCAUUGAUAAAAGGUGGUCGGAUCAACUUCAUCAACCUUUGCAUGCCGCUGGGAAUUUGUUGAACCCAUCAAGCUUUUAUGAUAAUAAUGAGAUGCGAUUACUAAAUGCAAAAGUGACGAAGGGAUUCUAUGAGAGUGUUGCUAAGUUGGUUCCCAAUAUAGAUGAGCAAGAUCAAAUAGGGGACCAACUAAGUGCUUAUACUAAUUCUGAAGGGACCUUUGGGUUUCCAAUGGCUAUAAGACAAAGAAAGAAGAAGUCUCCAGUUGAAUGGUGGAGGCUUUAUGGUGGAGACACUCCGGAAUUACAAAAGUUUGUCAUCAAAGUUCUAGGUCUAACUUGUAGCUCUUCCGGAUGUGAGAGAAACUGGAGCGUGUUUGAACAUGUAAGAACUAAGAAGAAUGAUUUAGUAUAUUGAGAUAACUAAUUAUAUCUCAACUCCUAUUAAUUACUUGCCACAACUUAUUUGCAAAUUCAUAGCAAGAAGAGGAAUAGACUAACCCUAAAGCGCCUCAAUGACCUAGUGUUCAUAAAAUAUAAUAGAACAUUGAGGCGUCGUUAAAAUGCUCGCAAUGUAAUUGAUCCAAUUGGUUUGGACAAUAUUGAUGAUGCCAAUGAAUGGCUCACCGGGGCUGAGAAUGCUGAAGAUGAAGCAAUUUUUGAGGGAGAUUCUGAUUUCACUUUCGGUGUUGUUGCCGAGGCAAUGGGGGUAGAGGAGAACCAGUAUGGUUUAAGGGGGAAUACUUCAAGCCAACAUAGGAGGGGAAAAGAAGUAGCUACAAGUCAUUCCCUAAUUGAUGAAGUUGAAGAAGAUGAUAAUGAAAUUGAAGAAGAUGAUGAGCAAUAUGAUGAUGAUGUGGGAGUACAAGAUUUUGACAAUCUUGUAGAAGAAUAAGAACUAGAUGUCGAACUAUUAGUAGCUUUGAUUUUGUUUGUCCUAUGGUCCGGAGGAUUUUGUGAUAUCCACUUUAGUUUUUUAUUUAAACUUUUAGUCUAUGGAUAUCUACUUUAGUUUUGAAUUUGAACUUUUGCUUAUAUAUAUAUUCUCUAUUUAUUUUGCUCUUUUUUAAAAAAAAUUGUGCUUCACCUCAAUGAA
Messenger RNA from Lycium barbarum (goji berry), 1581 nucleotides. RefSeq lists its product as uncharacterized. The record is from RefSeq and is a predicted model, not a curated record. The coding region runs from base 193 to 903 and encodes 236 amino acids. The transcript has 2 exons. Gene Ontology annotation, molecular function: protein dimerization activity. NCBI's taxonomy places the organism in Eukaryota, Viridiplantae, Streptophyta, Magnoliopsida, Solanales, Solanaceae.